UGUCAAGGGCUAUAGGAAUUAUUUUUUUGACAGCCAAAACGCUCAAUUUGUGGUACACUAUCGAAUUCUCGCCCUUUUAAUUAAGGAAAAUCGUGCAAAAUUUGUGUAAAAUUUCCGGGAAAAUUGUGAAAAAAACUUGUAGCGCAUUUCUGACGCUGCUUUAAAAAUAUUGUUUUUUCGACUUCUCUAGUAAUUACUGUAUGAGGCGAUUGCGGACUUCAACGAAGGCGCAGACGGCUGUGACAGGGUCAGGUACAUCGACGACGGCGAAAGGUGGAAGCGGUGGUGUUGGUGGUGCCAGUAGCGGUGUAUCUACAACAGGAAUAACGCCGUAUGCGGACAGAAAAAGUGCACAUAACACAAGCAGUUUCAUUGAAAGUGGUGAUAGUGCCUUGACAACCAACAACCGUACGGGUGCUCCAGGAGCCCUAGACGCUGCAGCCGCCGCCACCACCACCUUUGCAACAUCAGCGAGCACUGCAACAGCUGCGGGACGCCUAAGACACAUCAUGAUGGACGUAAAGCUCAGUGCGGAUGUAUUUAAAAACUUUGAAAAGACGGGGAAGAGUGAAUUUUUGAAGUUCUUAAAACAACAAGUGAAGGAAAAUGAUAAUCCGAUUUUUGGGAAAAAUGACGAGUUCAAAUUUGGGAUAUCUAGGGCAAUCUACGAUCUACUAUGGCAUGGAUUACGCUGCACGUUGAAGAAAGAUACAGUGCUGAAUACUUUGGCAGAUGUUGUGGCACUGCAUACUGAUUUUCCAUCCGUUAUUCUGGACAUUGUGAAUAUAUUGGAUGCAGAAACUUCACUAAUGACCGAUGGCAUACAGGAGGAGCGUCUCAUGUUCAGUCAGAUUGUAAAAGAUCUCGACAAAGUGAUCUCGGAUAAGUUGAUAAAGGAGCGUUUAGAAAUAGACACCCUGCAGGAUGUAGGAAUCGUAAAGAAUAAGGUGUUCUACACGAAAUUUAUCAAAAUAAAAACUAAGCUUUAUUAUAAACAACGCCGCUUUAAUCUCUUUCGCGAGGAGAGUGAAGGCUACGCCAAGCUAAUAACUGAGUUAAAUCAGGAUUUUGAGGAAGGCGUGACUGCAACAAGCAUAAUGGAUAUCAUUAAAUCACUCAUAGGCUGCUUCAAUUUGGAUCCCAAUCGUGUACUUGAUAUAAUAAUUGAAUCAUUUGAGACACGCCCAGAACGAAGGCAUCUUUUUAUACCAUUGCUACGUGCGUACAUGCCAACUGGUUCAAUUAUAUGUGAAGUACUCGGUUAUAAGUUUCGUUACUUCGCUGAAACGCGAACGCCACGAUCACUUUUCCACGUUUGUUCGCUGUUGUUAAAGUACGGUGUCAUUGAGCUUCAUGAUAUCUAUCAAUGGCUCACACCUGUCGAUAAAACUAUAAUUAGCGAAUGGGAGAGCGACCUCACCGAGGCAAAAGAAUUUGUGCGUAAAUUGAAUAUAAUUGUAACGAAUAAGGAUAAGGAACAUGUCGAGCCCGAAAUGGAGAAGCCAUAUGAUGAGGAAAAAUACUAUGCUAAUCAAAAAUUCGGUUUGUGUGAGGGAUUACUCAGAGUAGGUGAUUGGGAAAACGCCUUGAAGAUUAUCAAAAAAUUACCUGAGCAAUCGGUUAUAGUACAUGAACCUAUCGCACGUGCGCUCGCCGAACUUAUACACAUUUCCAUUGAUUAUGUGUACACAGAGAAAUGCUUCAAAGCUAAUAUGCGUCGUACAAAAUUGAGUGAUGACAAAAAACUGCUUCAAAAAUUGCAAGCACGUGAAUUUUCUCAAAUGCGCAACUACACCAUACCAAUGGUGAUUGCACUUGGACCCGCCUUGCAUUUCGAUACAGUGCUUAUGUAUAAACUUAUACGCAUUUUACGCACAAUAAUGACCGACAUGGGUGUGGAUAGUCUAAAUGCUCCUACACCGAAUACUGAAUCGGAAACGCUCUACUUUGAGGUGAUGACUAUUAUGGACGCAGCCAUAUUGCCAGCGCUUUCCUAUCUUGACUGUAACUGUCCAAUGGCUGAAGAGAUUUGGACCGUGUUGAAAUUCUUUCCAUACCACUUUCGCUAUAGUUUAUAUGCCCGUUGGAAGAACGACACAUAUCAAGUGCAUCCACUUCUAAUAAGACGCCGAGGUUUGGCACACAAAAAUAUAAAAGCGCUGAUGAAGCGCGUCAGUAAGGAGAAUGUGAAGCCAGUGGGACGUCUGAUUGGCAAACAUAGUCAUUGCGCGCCAGGCUUCCUCUUUGACUAUAUCUUAAUGCAAAUUCAAAUCUAUGAUAACUUAAUUGGUCCUGUCGUGGAUUCAUUAAAAUAUCUCACAUCUCUUUCGUUUGACUGUUUGGGUUAUUGUCUCAUUGAGGCGCUAGCCAUGGCUGAUAGGGAUCGUUUCAAGCACGAUGGCACUUCGAUUUCACUGUGGCUACAAAGUUUAGCUUCCUUUUGUGGUGCAAUCUUUAAAAAGUAUAACAUCGAACUGAGUGGCCUGUUGCAAUAUGUAGCUAACCAAUUGAAAUCGCAAAAGAGCUUGGAUCUGCUAAUCUUAAAGGAAAUUGUGCAAAAAAUGGCCGGAGUCGAAUCGGCUGAAGAAAUGACUAAUGAGCAUUUGAAUGCCAUGUGCGGUGGUGAAUUGCUCCGCGGCGAGGCCGGCUACUUUAGCCAAGUGCGUAAUACGAAGAAAUCUUCACAGCGCCUGAAGGAUGCGCUCGCCAACAACGACUUAGCUGUCGCCAUUUGCUUGCUUAUGGCACAGCAAAAACAUUGCGUAAUCUAUCGUGAAACGGCGCAAAGCCAUUUGAAACUUGUUGGCAAGCUUUACGAUCAAUGCCAGGAUACUUUAGUACAAUUUGGAACAUUCCUUGGUUCCACCUACUCGGUGGAUGAAUAUGUCGAACGUUUGCCAUCGAUCAUUGCCAUGUUGCAAGAGUAUCACAUCAAUGCAGAUGUGGCCUUCUUCUUGGCACGUCCAAUGUUUACGCAUCAAAUUAAUCAAAAGUACGAUCAGUUACGCAAGGCUGAUCCCAAUGCCAAAAAAUUGACAACUAAUCAAAAAUUACAAAAAUAUCUGGAAGCCACUAAUUUAAUUAUGAAUCCGAUUGUGGAAUCAGUGCGUCCAUUGCAUGGUCCAAAAGUGUGGGAGGAUAUUAGUCCACAGUUUUUGGUGACCUUCUGGUCGCUUAGUAUGUAUGAUUUGCAAGUGCCCGCCGAUAGUUAUCAGAAGGAAAUAUCCAAGUUGAAACAACUUUCACUACAAGCUGCAGACUCAAAGGAUUCGAAUGCCUCAAAGAAUAAGAAAGAGCAGGAACGUUACAUUGCUUUGAUGGAUAAAUUGCAGGAUGAGCGCAAAAAACAGCAGGAGCAUGUUGAUAAGAUUUUACAACGUUUGCAACAACAAAAGGACAACUGGUUUCUAUCGCGUUCUGCCAAAUCAGCAAAAAAUGAAACCAUAACACAAUUCCUGCAGUUGUGUCUCUUUCCAAGGUGCACCUUUACUGCCCUCGAUGCCCUCUACUGCGCUAAAUUCGUACACACCAUACAUAAUUUAAAAGCUGCUAAUUUCUCCACACUCCUAUGCUACGAUCGGAUAUUUUGCGACAUCACCUACUCCGUGACGUCCUGCACCGAAAACGAGGCCACCCGCUAUGGUCGCUUUCUCUGUGCCAUGCUGGAAACCGUAAUGCGUUGGCAUGCCGAUCAGGCUGUUUUCAAUAAGGAAUGUGCCAACUAUCCUGGCUUUGUUACCAAAUUCCGUGUCAGCAAUCAAUUUUCCGAGGCAAACGAUCAUGUUGGCUAUGAAAACUAUCGUCAUGUCUGUCAUAAAUGGCAUUAUAAAAUUACCAAAGCAAUCGUAUUCUGUUUGGACUCUAAAGACUAUAUGCAAAUACGUAACGCACUUAUCAUUCUCAUGCGCAUACUACCGCAUUAUCCAGUACUGGCUAAACUUGCCCAAAUCAUUGAAAGAAAAGUGGAGAAAGUGCGUGAAGAAGAGAAAAGUAAGCGUCCCGAUUUGUUUGUGAUUGCCUCAAGUUAUAUUGGACAGCUAAAAACGAAGGCUGCACAGAUGAUAAAGGAAAGCGAUUUUCAUCAGGUUACUGAGCGACAGUUGCGUGUUGAAUCGGCUACUGCGACAGCAACGGUUGCAACAGCCGCUUCAGCCACUGUACCAUUGGCUAGCGCAGGCACGCAAGCUAGUGUGGUCACUGCAGCAACGACCAAUAAUGUAACAGCGAUAACGAAUAUAAUUAACUUGGUAGAAACUACUCCCAAACCAGCGCCAGUAGUGCAGCAAAUACCCACUGCACAACAUGAAACAACGCCCGUUUUGGCAAAGCAAGUGAGCAACGGCGAUGUGAAGAGUGCGGAAAAACGCGAAAAAGAAAAAGCCCCAAAGCAGGUCAUUAAAAUGGAUCGCGAGCCUGUGACAAGCAUUGCUUCAAGCAAUGAGUUGGAAACGAGAUCCACCACUUCAAUUGUGAUCAACGAUCGCAGCGAACACAGUGAACGGCGUAGUAGCAGCCGUUCAUUGAAGGACGUCAAGAAGGAGGAACGUACACGUGAACGCGAACGCGAGCGUGAGCGUGAGCGUGAACGGGAGCGGGAACGCGAAAAAGAACGUGAGCGCGAGCAAAGAGAGAGGGAGCGUGAGAAGGAACGUGAAAGGGAACGCGAACGUGAACGUGAGCGUGAGCGUGAAUUGCGAGAGUUGCGUGAACGAGAGCGUGAGCGUGAACAUCGCAGUCAUAAUGAUGAAUUGGAGCUGUCCGGCGGCGGUGGUGCUGGAGGCGGUGGUGGCGUCGGUAGCAGUGUGACUAGUGGCAGUAAUACGAUAAUUUCCACACGUUCCAAACGCGAAAAGCGACGUGGUGAAGAACGUUACCGCUUGGAAUCACCAGCUGUAGAACAUAUUGAGAUAGUGGAAAACAAGCAUGAGCAUCAUGAAUACGAGCGCGAACGCGAACGUGACCGAGAGAGGGAACGAGAGCGUGAACGUGCUAGGGAUUUAAGUUCGGUAUCGAAUGAGAGCAACGGAUCGUCGAUGCAUCGACGCAGUCAGGAUGUUAUUGAAUAUGAAAAAGAUACGAAACGCCGCAAAGUGGAAUCGUCGACAACUUCUUCGUCAAACUCAAAGAAACAGGUUAUAGAUGAUUUGGUUGAGAGUACAAAGAAAGAUCGUGGUGUUAAGAAUAAAGAACGCAAAGAAAAGCUAACCGAAGAGGAGAAGGAUGCACGUAAAGAACGAAAAUUGGGACGCAAACGCGAACGACUCGAGGAGAGCUCCAACACAGAGCAUAAGCGGCGAAGGGAAGUGCAAAAUGGCGAUGAUGAUUUGCGUGAACGCGAUAAAUAUCAUACGAGGGAAAAGUCGCCCCACUUGCGCAGCGAGACCCGUGAACGUUCGCAUGAAAAAUUCGAGCGUGAUCGCAGCACACGUGAGGAUCGUUUGUAUGGCACUUCAAAGUCGGCGCGUUCGCGCAUAGGCUACUAAAUGGUCGAAGCAGCAGUAGCAGCAAGCGUUCUACAAGUUUUGGUUUUUUUUUUUUAAACUAGAAUAGUGACAGCGAUAAACCAAUCCAGCUAAUCAACAACCAUAAAUCAUCAAAUACAGCAAAAACAAUAACUUCAAAUUAAUUACUUAUACAUACAUGUGCAUACA
Messenger RNA from Rhagoletis zephyria (snowberry fruit fly), 5651 nucleotides. RefSeq names its product THO complex subunit 2-like protein (gene tho2). Gene Ontology annotation, cellular component: THO complex part of transcription export complex. The record is from RefSeq and is a predicted model, not a curated record. Gene Ontology annotation, biological process: mRNA processing; mRNA export from nucleus. NCBI's taxonomy places the organism in Eukaryota, Metazoa, Arthropoda, Insecta, Diptera, Tephritidae. Gene Ontology annotation, molecular function: mRNA binding.